AUGUUCCCAUCAGCUCAACUCGUUCUUCACCUCGUUCUCUGCCAAGCUGUGCUUGCAGCUCCUUCCUCUGUGACGAAGGACACCAAAAGCCAUCUUGCUGGAAAAGAUGACUCUAACAAUACUUCCACCCCGACUAUCAACCCCAAUCUCCAAGGUCAGCCCGGAGCUGCAAGCGGAUGCAUUCCCAUUGCUGGUGGAGCCUCUGCCGGGCCCGGAAGUGGCAAUGGCAGCCCCUACGGUGGCGGAUACGGUGGCGGAAAUAUUGGCAGAUACGGUCGGGGAGCCGGAUACGGCGGCGGGAUCGGAAACGGUCCAGCAGGCGGCCACGGUGGAGUCGGCGGACCUGGCGGAAUUGGUGGGGGAGGCGCACUUGGUCUAGGAGCCGGAAACGGGGGGGCAAGCUACAACAAUCCUGGCUCUUCGAUCGGCAAUGGUGCGGGUGCGAGUGUCGGGGUCGGAGCCGGCGCCUACGGGAAUCCAGGAGCAGGCUACGGCGGUGCGGGCUCUCCGAUGUUAGGCGCGAGCGCGGGUCUCGGAGUCGGAGCCGGCGCCUCCGGGAAUCCAGGAGCAGGCUACGGCGGUGCUGGCUCUCCGAUGUUAGGCGCGAGCGCGGGUCUCGGAGUCGGAGCCGGCGCCUCCGGGAACCCAGGAGCAGGCUACGGCGGUGCGGGUUCUCCGAUGGGCUAUGGCGCGGGCGGGGGUCGCUUCGGACUCGGGGCCGGCGCCUACGGAAGCGGCCUCGGCUCUAGUCUAGGGGCCGGCGCCGGCGGCUACGGGAACGCAGGCGCAGGCUACAACGGCGCUGCUGGCUCUCCGAUGGGCUUAGGCGCGAGCGCAGGUCUCGGGGGCGGUGGCUACGGGAACGCAAGAGCAGGCUUCAACGGUAUUGGCUCUCCGAUGGGCGGUGUUGGCUCUCCGAUGGGCGGUGCUGGCUCUCCGAUGGGCGGUGCUGGCUCCCCGAUGGGCUAUGGCGCAAGCGGGGGCCUUCCCGGCGGCUGCCCUUCCGGGUAUUACAAUCCCAGCGUCUCCGGAACGGGCGGGCUGGCGGCAGGGAACGGCGUCGGAGGACUUGGUGGGUCGAGCGCUGGAAUGCUCGGCGGCGGGCUAGCGGCUAUGACCAACGCCCGAGCAGGAGCACUUGGUGCACCCGCAGCUGCCUCUGGAAUGCCCGGCGCCGGGCCUGCUGGAUUCCGGCAAUCGGCUCUCGGCGGUGGCUACCCCGGUAUGCUCGGCGGAGGACGAAACGGCUUCCGCCAGUCAGCUUUCGGCGGCCACUACCCCGGCCAGAACCAACUUGGUGGCUAUGGCGCCGGCGCUGGACCUCAAGCAAGCGCGUCCCUUAAUGCUGGCCAGGCCGGUGCACUCUCCGGCAAGGAGGCAACCCACAAAUCUUCGGCCGACAACGCACUGCCAGGCCAAGAAAAAAACUAA
Molecule: messenger RNA, 1431 nt
Organism: Puccinia triticina
Lineage: Eukaryota; Fungi; Basidiomycota; Pucciniomycetes; Pucciniales; Pucciniaceae
Exons: 1
Coding region: 1-1431 (476 amino acids)
Source: RefSeq, a predicted model, not a curated record